AUGUGUCAUGAUGUUUUAGCUGUACCAGGGAACUUCUCCAAUAGUACCUGCAGGCCUCGGGAUCUUUUGAAGCACCUGAAUCUGACCAAAAAUAAAGAGCUGCACGCCAUGACCCGGCCUGGUAAAGCUAAAUCUCCCACCGAGGUUGUUCUGGAUGUACUACUCUAUGCCAUUCUAGAUGUGGACGAGAAGUACCAGAAAUUUGUUUCAGACAUUUGGAUUGAUAUGAUGUGGCAGGAUGACGACAUUUCUUGGAAUCCUGAUGACUUCAGUGGUAUUACAAGGAUUUAUCUUCCUACUAGUUUAUUGUGGACGCCAGAUCUAACUAUUGAAGAGAUGACAGAGAAGGACAAGAAUCUUCCGAGUCCGUAUCUCGUCGUUGAAAGUGGCGGUUGGGUAAUAGUGAGAAACGACAUGAUGGUGGUCAGCACAUGCAAGAUGCAAAUUUACAAAUUUCCCUUCGAUGUUCAGAGCUGCAACCUCUCUUUCAAGUCCGUCAUACAUUCUGAUGAGGAUAUAAAGCUUAUUCAAAUGGGUGACUCCUCGUGGAACGAAGACUGGUCUCGCAAGAAGAUGCAGACCCAGUCAGAGUGGCUGUUCUUGGACAUGACCAUCAACAACAAAACUGUUGACAAUUUUGGCUUCAAUCAAAGCAUAUUAGUUUACACUAUCACCAUGAAGAGGCGGUCCGCCCUCUACAUCGUCAACUUCCUGCUACCGAUCCUGUUCUUCUUGUUUCUGGACUUGGCCUCCUUCAUGAUCUCAGAGGGGGAGAAGCUCAGCUUCAAGGUCACUGUGCUGCUUGCCGUCACCGUGAUGCAGCUUAUUCUCAAUGACAUUCUGCCUUCCUCUUCAGACAGGAUUCCUCUUAUAGCGGUCUACUGCAUUGGGAGUUUUUCUUUGAUGAUGCUGAGCCUCCUGGAGACAAUGUUAGUGACGCAUCUGAUGGAUAAAGACUCUGCAUCUCAAGACAAUGAGGUAGAUAAAGACCAAAGACUGAGUGAGGAAUGUGGAGACAAAUAUGGGAAAGUCAGCUUCCACAACAACGUCGCUCAGAAACCUGGUAGCAGCAGCCAACUGACGGAGGAGUCCUUUGACUCUGACAAGAUCUCAGAUGAGCUGAGUGAGGCGGUGAAAACACUGACUCUGCUCCUCCACAGCAGGAAGGAAGAAACGAAGCCUGGCUACUGGACCAGA
This is a messenger RNA of Anoplopoma fimbria (sablefish), 1197 nucleotides long. RefSeq names its product 5-hydroxytryptamine receptor 3A-like. Gene Ontology annotation, molecular function: neurotransmitter receptor activity; extracellular ligand-gated monoatomic ion channel activity; transmembrane signaling receptor activity. Gene Ontology annotation, cellular component: neuron projection; synapse; membrane. The record is from RefSeq and is a predicted model, not a curated record. Gene Ontology annotation, biological process: chemical synaptic transmission; monoatomic ion transmembrane transport; regulation of membrane potential. Lineage: Eukaryota; Metazoa; Chordata; Actinopteri; Perciformes; Anoplopomatidae.